AUUUUAGAUUCGCGGCCUCAGACCAUUGUUUCUUUUCCGAUAAGGACUGCAGUGCAUAAUAUUUGAUUUAUUGUUGAAUUAUGACGAGUGUGCACAUCUUGAUAUCAGCUUGUCAGCUGUCGGAUUUCUGGAAAAAAUAACGACUGUCAAGAAAGGAGGUGAGGCGAAAGAAGGUUUUUUUCUAGCAAAUGCGUGGAUAGAAAGGGCAUUAGAGAGUUUUCGCGGUAAUACGCAGACGCUUUGGGGGAAGUUGAGAAUGUAUUGUCAAAAUCCUUUCAUAACAAAAGCAGCCUUGGUCGAAAAUCGGUGAAUCAAACAGCACCGUCGUCUUGGACUCUAGAUAAACAACCUACAUGUAUUAGCAAUAUUCGUCCGGCCUGAGUCUUCUGACGAUCUGCUGUGAGUGUUGUCCCGGUCCACCAACUUCGACAAGAACCUCUCGGCUGUCACUUGUGAUUUUGCUUGCAUUUACAAAGGAAGUGGUGAGUUGUAGGAAGCGUUUCGGUUGUGCUUGCAAAAAUGUCCUAUUAUUGAGGGAGAGCGCGGUCAGCAGAAAAUAGCCCUACAUGGAAUGAGAACAGAUGCGUACCAUAUAGAGCGGAAAAACAAAUUCAGAGGCAGUGAGAAAACAGACAACCGCAAAUAAUUAUAGGUCUAUGAAGAAUACACUCUGAUCAUCAUGAUCAUGGACGUUGGUUCAAUAAGUACCGAAUCAAUCGGAUUGACCAAUAAUGGCUAUGGCUACGGCAGUAUGGCGAUCUCUAUCUGCCUGUGCAUCGUCGUCGUCGUUCUUGUAAAGAAUUCUAGGAGACCAAACCGAUUUCCACCUGGACCUCCUGGCCUUCCAAUCAUCGGAAAUGUGCUCGAUUUGACAGCAAGCAGCGAAGUUCUAUUCGACAAAUGGUCCAAAAUCUAUGGCGACAUCUUUAGUUUCCGGGUCGGGGAACGAUGGGUCGUUGUUCUAAAUCACCAGGAGGUCAUCAAAGAAGCAAUGCUGAAGUAUGGCGUCGAAUUCAGCGGCAGACCUCAGGUUUAUUCAGCGGAAAUUGCUUCUGAUGGGUUCAAAGACAUUGUCUUCAGCAAUUUUUCAGAAACUUGGAAACUUCACCGAAAAUUGGCCCAUUCAGCUAUCAGACAAUUUGCUACAGGACGGAAGUUAGAUAGUCUAGUCCACGGUGUCUUUCCUCAAGUACAACAAAUGUUGAAAGAGAACAGUGGGAAGCCCUUCGAUCCAAAGCUAAUGAUAACCCUAACUCUUUACAAUAUCUUCUCCAAAAUGUGCUUCAAUGAAAGUUAUGACUUCAGUGAUCCCCGAAUGAUGGAGUAUAUUGAGAUGUCUAAGGAGCUGGGUGAGAAGGUCGGCUUUGGUCUGGUUGCGGACUACAUCCCUUGGGCCAGGUUCUUGUCUUUUGGUGGAGCCAGAUACAUCCGGAGAAUGAAGCAGAAGUACAUGGAGUGGACGUCGCCUCAGCUUCAGCGUCAUCGCGAGACCUUAAAUCAAGAUAAUGCUCGGGAUUUUUGUGACCUAAUGCUUUUAGCCCAGAUGAAAGCCAAGGAGAGCGAUGAAGACAGAGAAAUAUCGAAGAAUUUAUCCGACAUCCACCUAGCACAGACAGUCAACGAUAUCUUUUUAGCUGGAAUAGAGACAUCGAUGCAAAGGCUCUAUUGGGCAAUCGCUCUGAUGACCGAGCACCCUGAUAUCCAGGCUAAAAUACAACACGAGAUCAACGACGAGAUCGGGCGUGGUCGUUACCCGGUCAUCGGCGACCGCGGGAAGCUUCCAUACACGGAAGCCACACUGUAUGAAAUGAUACGAUAUAGCACCGUAGGACCCAUCGGAGUACCCCAUUCAACUAUGGUGGAUACAGAAUUCCGUGGCUUUCUUAUACCGAAGGACACGAUCAUUCUUCUAAAUCAAUAUUCGAUGCAUUUCGAUGAAAGAGAAUGGAAAGACCCUCAUUCAUUUCUACCAGAGCACUUCUUGGAUGAGAGCGGGACAACUCGUCAACAUCCAUCGAGCUUUCAACCCUUCGGUACCGGUCGUCGUAGUUGUCUUGGAGAAGCUGUUGCCAAGGCUGAUCUGUUCCUCAUCUUCACAUGGCUCAUGCAGAACUAUACUGUUCGGAAAGUUCCCGGAUGCCCUGAGAAGUGCCUCCUGAAGCUCCUCCCCGAGACGGCUGCGGGGCGAGUUCUGCAAAGUUACGAGAUUCUUAUCGAGGAGAGAUAGGAAAGGGCAU
Lytechinus variegatus (green sea urchin) is the source of this 2237-nucleotide messenger RNA. RefSeq names its product steroid 17-alpha-hydroxylase/17,20 lyase-like. The record is from RefSeq and is a predicted model, not a curated record. Gene Ontology annotation, molecular function: steroid 17-alpha-monooxygenase activity; iron ion binding; heme binding. The transcript is spliced from 9 exons. Gene Ontology annotation, biological process: hormone biosynthetic process; progesterone metabolic process. Bases 680 to 2227 code for a protein of 515 amino acids. NCBI's taxonomy places the organism in Eukaryota, Metazoa, Echinodermata, Echinoidea, Temnopleuroida, Toxopneustidae.